Molecule: messenger RNA, 846 nt
Organism: Fusarium venenatum
Lineage: Eukaryota; Fungi; Ascomycota; Sordariomycetes; Hypocreales; Nectriaceae
Source: RefSeq, a predicted model, not a curated record
AUGGCUCCAGUCCGCCGGUAUCUCAGAAUAUCCAAAUACUCAGUCCUUGAGUGCCGAAUAUAUCUCGAUAAUCCAGCUCUGGCUCAAUCAUGGCUUCUCAACCCUCGAGGUUCAAUAUUGGCAAAGGUUAUUGAGAGUAUCCGCCCGCUAGUUCUGCCCAAACUACGUGAAGAGAGGGAGAGGAUUAGGAAGAAGAGCAAAAAGAAGAGUAUCAAAGAUGUCAUUGUCACUGAUGAGUUUGAGGUCUCUAUCUUCUUGACAGAAACAAGCACCAGGCAUUCUCUUCUUUACAAGACCAAGCACUUCAGAGACAAGUUGCCACCGAAACUCGAGUCCAAUUCAUCCAAGCUCAUUGGUGAAACGGACAGCGUCCCUGUAGAUGUUGACGAUGAAUAUCGUGCAUCAGUUCUACAAGAGGAAGAUGAGGAAGAUGUGAGAUUGUCCGAUAUUCCCGUGGCCGAAACAACGACACGGCGGAGCAAGCGCCAAAGAGGAACGUUGGACCAGGGCCAAGAUGACAACGAGGUUUCUGAAGACGAUGAAACAGCCUCGGCCAUCGAAAUCGACUCAGACACAGAGGCGCCCCCGCACAAACGACCCCGGGCCCGGGAGAACGACGGCCUCGACGCAAGCGAAGACAAGAAGAAACUUGACAUGGACGUGUCAUAUGAGGGAUUUGCAAUCUACGGUCAGGUGCUGUGCCUCGUGGUCAAGAAAAAAGCGAGCGCUGCAGCUAGCAGCAGCAGCAGCAGUGGUGAGGGUGCAAAAGGUCGGCCAGAAGGUCAAGCCAUGAUGGAGAAUUGGAUUUCGUCGACACAAAUGCCGGUUGGGGAGGACAUAGCAUAA